AUGGACAGAGGUGUAGAUGAAAUUGUGAAGAAUUCGGAAACAUCGAGUAAUGGGGAAAUCAUUGAUGUUGAAAACGGAGUUUCAUUUCGUAUUGGAGUUCCACGGGCGG
Perkinsus marinus ATCC 50983 is the source of this 109-nucleotide messenger RNA. RefSeq lists its product as hypothetical. The annotation marks the transcript as partial. The record is from RefSeq and is a predicted model, not a curated record. The transcript is spliced from 2 exons. Lineage: Eukaryota; Perkinsozoa; Perkinsida; Perkinsidae.